Ceraceosorus guamensis is the source of this 4330-nucleotide messenger RNA. RefSeq lists its product as hypothetical. NCBI's taxonomy places the organism in Eukaryota, Fungi, Basidiomycota, Exobasidiomycetes, Ceraceosorales, Ceraceosoraceae. The record is from RefSeq and is a predicted model, not a curated record. The coding region runs from base 255 to 4169 and encodes 1304 amino acids. The transcript is spliced from 5 exons.
CAAGUCUUCGAAUCCUCUACAAAUGUAGCCAACGCUUUCUCCUCCUAUUCGUUUCGUCACCCUCCAUGAAGAUUGAUUCUUUUCGAUUUUGCAUUUUGUCUCUUCAGCCGAGCCGCUGGUCGGCAUUCUUCAACAGGUCCGCGCUGAGCUGAUCUCUCACAAAGGCGCAGGUACUCUCACACAACGGAGGUGCAGUCAGUCGUUGGCAAAUCAGUGGAAGGGUGAUCACAGAGCUGUGCAUUCUUCAGGGCGACAUGCUAGCUCAACGGUUACCAGCCACGCAACCAGACCUUUGGGGACGAUCUGCUGAAGGAAAGAUGACGCAAACAGGUGGUGCAAAGGCAAGCAGCUGGGAAGACACAGGCACUCGCUGCAACUUGCCGACCAAGGCGCGCCCCGCUCUGCUGGUGGCAUCCCUUUUUUGCGCCCUCUUCCUCUUCUACCUUCACUCCCUGGAAGGAAAGCUGCUACCUACUUCGAGGCCUAAGGAUAGGCUUGUCUGUACCCCUACCGGCUGCUGGAGUCGCAUACCCUCUUCACUGCCCCUCAACGACUCCGAGGUGAAAGAUGAGGGAUUUUGUCGGACAGUACUUGGCCAGACUCAGGCUUUCCACCACCUUCCCGGUUCCGCACCUCUACCUGGUGCUCUUCCAUUGCUCGGUGUGCACGCGCAGCGGGUCGGUAAGGCAAAAGCUUCGAGAAUUUCACCGGCACCGCUGAUCACCCGCGCACUAGGCGAGGCCUCAAGUAGUGGAAUCGAGAAGGCGGUUGAAGCUUUGAAUGGCGAGACCUCCACACGUGCCAUUCCCAAGACUGCGGAGAGUCUGAACGGUCAAGCAGCUGAAGGCGAGAAGGCUGCAAAGCCUCCCAUCAGCUACACACGCUCAGGCCACAAGAGUGUAGCUAAGGUGUGGCUGCACGAAGGGCCGUACGGAUGGAAGCGCAAGACACCGACCGGGUCCAAGGCCACCAUUCGUCGCGAUCAAGUCUACAAGGCAAAGUACGCCGACAUUCCACGUCCUACCCGUUUCGGUCCUCGUUUGCCAGACGGCCAAGUUUUAGGAAAGAUGCGUGAUACUCCAGAGGGCUCUAGAUCCACACGUUUUCGUGAUAAACGAAGAGCCACCUUGAUCUCGUUGAAUCUCGAUCCGAACCACCGAAGUCCGAGUAAGGCGAUCAUGGACAAGUUGAAAAGCAUGAACAAGUCUCCAAAGCGCGGCGACCUCUCCCACCCAGUCAGACCGGUAUCUCCGGUUCCGCCUUUCGGCAGUCCAGGCCGACCACGAAAGACGCCGGAAGGGUCUUACAGGACCAGACUGCGUGACAAACAGAGGGAUGCGGCAGCAGCCGGUCUCGAAUGGACGCCAGAACGCAAGGGCGCCAAGCGAAAGACCCCGGGCGGUUCAAGAGUAACGCGAUGGAGAGAAAGGCAUGAAGCGCUGUUUGGUGCUCCGCCGGCACGCAAGAAGCAACAGAUGCGAAAGCCACCCCAAGAUGGGCCAUCCGAAGCAGGGCCAGCCGAGAUGAUGGAUGAUGGGUCAAGCACGCGCGCUGACACAAUGGUCGCUGUUCCGCAGCGACCGCGCAGUGCUCGUCUGGCCGCACAGCGAGCUCGGGCAACGCAUCUAUCUGGGCAGGCCGACCAGCCCUCCAACCUGCAAUCGAUCGCAUCUACCGGACAGGUAGAACAGGGCACCAGACGCGUGCAUCACGCUACCUCAAGCUCUAGUGAUGCCUAUGGCUCGCCAUCCGCAACUAAGUCUCGCGCACUUGGCGAUGUCUACAAAGAGGCCCAUCCGACCGAGCUUAGAUCGUCGCCUAGUGACAGAAUUCGGGAAAGCAGCUCAGAUGAAGCCAAGACAUCUCUGUCGCCCGAAAGGAGUGAAAAGCCAGCGACACCGCCACGCCGAGUCCUUCCUGAUCUCAAUCUCCCUCCGCCUCCAGAGGAGCUCUUGAGGCGAGACGCCUCGAUGACGGACGACCCGGGCUGGUCCAAAGUCCACACGACGAGAGGAAAGCCCAGCGCUAGAUUUUUACUCCGUCGGCUUCUUCCUGAAGUCGGCACUGCCCGAAAAGCUGAGCAGGAGGUCCAAGAGGUCGUCGAUCUGACCAAAGCGCGGCCAACAACUGGCGCAAUCCGCCUAACCGCCUCCGACUUGGCAAGGAAGAUACCCGGCGACCUUCACUCGUCCAUACAUGGCUUCAGGAAGGGUGAAAUGCCAACGGAACUUCAGGCGUUGCUGGACAAGAACACGCGUGAAUGGAACGAGCUCGUUCGAAGUAGACGCGCAGCUCAAGCAGCUCAACAGCUUGGGCGGACUGCCGCCAAAUCGCCUUUGAUCAGUCCAGAUUCCAGGCACUGGUCUCCAGCAUCGGAAGAGCACUCGCGCAACUCAGCGCCAAGCGCUUCCCCGGAUAGCUCUGCAGAAGGCCUUCGAGCUUAUAGCCUAUCCACGAGCUCUCAAUCGACCACGCCGACGACUUCGAGCUUUUCUGAUCUAGGACCUCGACAGAGAUACAAGAAGCAACGUAGCCUGAGAGAGAUAGACGCGGGCGAGGUUUCCAGCCCGCGCUUCCUGGCUCGUUCUGCCGAUCUUGCUGCCAAGCUUGAGCAGACAGACCAAGGCAUUCGACACACUGCCGCCUUGACGAGACCUCGUGAAAGGCCAAAGAAGCGUUUUGUAUCGCAGACAGAGGAUCAAACGGCGCCACACAAGGUCGGGCCAAGGGUAAACCAGGACGUCUCACGGAGAAGGGGUACAGAUAGUGCAAGGCCUCGCGGAAGGCCGAGGAAGCAUGUAGCGCAAGGCCAAACAUUGUCUCUCAAGGGCGAGCGAAGAGACUUGCACGCAAACGAACUCUCGACUUCGCAGACCAUCCUGAAGCGCGCAGGCGGUGAACUGCCCUUUGAGGUCUUGAAAGCUGGCAAGCACAUCUAUUCGCCUCAAGAGACGGCAGAGCUGCGCGAGUCUGCGCGUCUGUACGCUGUGAGAGAGGGCAUCGAUCUUAGUAACCACAAGAUCCAAAUGCGUGAGCCUGUGCGCACAACGCAACGCGACAUGUGGCCCCAUUACUGGGCCAGCGUCACUGGCCCAGAUGGUAAGACAGUACCAAGCAAGGCUGAGCGACACGCACAGUUCGGUCAAACAUUGCACAAGAUUCAUCACUCUCCCGAGAUGAAUCAAGAUCCCAAUUUUGCAUUUCAGAGAGCUGCCGCGAUAGCCGCUAGGAAGGCAGCUAACGCUAAAGAAAAUGUCAAGACCGCAGUGCGGAGGGCACGAGAGUAUGCGGGGCUUGGCUAUGCUCAGCAUCUGAGGCUGAAGAUUUCCACGCCAGAAGCCGCCCACAUGCUCGACGCUUUCCGUCGACACAAGGAACAGGUUCGAGUAGCAUCUGGACAGCGCAUCAAUUCCUUCGAGGCUUCAACGCCUGUUCACCGAACGCCGACGGAGCCCCGUUGGCACUUUCGCGGUAGGGCUUGGGACGAAAAGGGGCAGGCUUUGCCAAGCGAAGACGGAAGCCAUGAGCACAAGGUCGUGUUGCCUGAGACUACUACGUUCGGAUUGAAGGAUCGGCACCGCCAGAACCCAAUCGAAGAAGAUGUUGACUUCCACGUCCACCAGACCGGACUCAGCAAAGAUCAAGCCAAGAGUGCACUCAAGGCCAUCGCUCGCGCUCAGGGUCCACAUGAUGCUGUUACAGCUUAUAGACAGGUGAACCAGGGAGCCGCAGCGCGCUCCCCCUUCGGAGCGAAGCAGGCGGGAGCGAAUAUCCUUGAAUCGUCUCGGGGUGGCGCUUUGCCUAGUCGGUCUGCUAAACAGCUCGGGCCUCAACAGGGCCCCGCGCCAAGCUCCCGCAAACAAGCGCCCCCUCCAGACCUCUUGAGUGCGACCGACAAUGAUCCGGCAUUGACCGCACAUGUCGGAAAUGCAGCGCCGCUUCAUGACAGGACGAUGCUCUCCCGGCAGACUUCUAAUGUCGCUUCGAGCGCCUCUUCAUUGACACCGAGACCCAUAGCUAGCGCCCAUGAUGACGGCCUCCAACUUAGUCUUGGACCGUCCAGCUCCGGAUCCUCCGUCAAGAGGCCCGCUCCAGCUGCCGUCGAGGGACGUCCUGCAAAGAAACACGAAGUAGACACGGAGCUUCGCCUUGGACCCCCGGGUUCGUGAACGGCCGCAAAUCUGUAGCCAAAGCAGCAAUUACAUUCGCGCAUCGAGGGGGAAGGCGAGGGCAGUCAAGAAUACUUUCUGCAGCGACGGCAAAGUCUAGAUUAUGAACUUUGUUCUUGUCCAUCCUGCAAUGAAAGGUACACACCGGUGGGUGCUACACC